Molecule: messenger RNA, 2036 nt
Organism: Sphaerulina musiva SO2202
Lineage: Eukaryota; Fungi; Ascomycota; Dothideomycetes; Mycosphaerellales; Mycosphaerellaceae
Product: MFS general substrate transporter
Exons: 1
Coding region: 124-1911 (595 amino acids)
Biological process (GO): transmembrane transport
Molecular function (GO): transmembrane transporter activity
Source: RefSeq, a predicted model, not a curated record
GUUGGUGUUGUUGUUGGUGUUCGUGUUCGUGUUCCUCAGACUGGAAUUGGGAGCGGAAUCCCAGCAUACCCAAUGUGGCCGAACAUCUUCCAGCGAUAAUAACCACUUGAAGCGCGGCCAAGCAUGCCGUCAGCGUCGGAUCGCAGGGCGCGAAAGCCAUCCCUCCACCACCGAACUUCAUCCUACCACUAUCACACUUUUCCCACCGCUCCGCCGAGGAAUGCGGGACGACGACCUUUGAGUAAGGACAUGAAACACCGCCGUCCUCCGCCGCCCUCGAGCGACCAGGACUCACACGACUCCGACUCGCAAAGUGAUGAUGAGACACCUUUGCCGACCGGCCAGCUCGCCAUCCUGGCCGUCAUUGCGCUCGCGGAACAGACCGCCCUGAACAGCAUAUCGCCAUACCUCCCCGACAUGGCCUCGACAUUUCCCGAGGUCGACGAGGCUGACAUUGGCCUGUAUGUCGGCCUGAUAGCUUCUUCGUUUGCGCUGGCACAGUUCGCGACAAACUUCUUGUGGGGCUGGCUGUCUGAUAGAGUGGGCAGAAAACCCAUUGUCUUGACCGGCACCCUGCUGACUGCAGUCUGCUUCAUCGCAUUUGGUUUCUCCCGGAGACUGUGGCAUGCUGUACUGAUUCAGUUGCUGAUGGGCUUGGUCAAUGGCAACCAAGGCGUUAUCAGCACGUGUCUGGGCGAGAUCACUGAUCGCUCCAACCAGAGUCGUGCCUUCACCUAUCUGCCUGUCAUUUACGGCCUGGGAGGCAUCACUGGGCCUCUGUUGGGGGGCUUGCUUGUCAUGCGAGAGCAUCCCUUCAAGCCAGGCCAGCCCAAUCCGUAUCCAUACUUGCUACCAAAUCUCUUCUCCGCUGGCGUACUAAUGAUAGACUUCGUCCUGACUGCUAUCUUCUUACAGGAGUCUCUGGACACGGCGGAAGAGCUUCCAAUCAAGAAAAAGAUAGGGAGUCUCUUCGCCUGGCUGUGGCAGUUCACAUCUGCAACGAGGCCGACAUAUCUCAAUCGACAGAGCGGAGCGUCUAAGAGUUCCUCCUACAGUCAAACGAACGGCACCGCCGCAGAAGACGACAGCGACAACGAACACGAUGACGAUGACGAUGACGAUGAAGAUGAUGAAACCACGGCACUGUUCCAUCAUGAUCAUGAAGAGCUAGACCGCAAAGACGUGCUCAACCGCGAUACCAUACUGCUGCUGGCCUCAUACUUGAUUUUCCAGCUUGGAAACGUGAGCUUCAACUCCCUCUACCCCAUCUUUUCAGAGGCAAAGGCACCUACUGGCCGCAAUCUCUCGCCAGAAGAGAUUGGAACAAGUUUGGCCUUUGCUGGCCUUGUCACGAUCCUGUUUCAAAUCGGCAUCUUCGGCAAGCUGCGGGAAAAGAUGGGCAACAAAAUCACCUACCGAGCAGGACUAGCAGGUUUCGUGCUCGCCUUUGUGCUGAUGCCGUGGGUCGGCUACAAAGACGGUCAAAAUGGCACGCAUGACCCGACUCAAAUGGGUAAAAUAUGGCUCUGGAUCGAGCUGGGCGUAGUUCUUCUCAUCAAGACAGUGGCCUCUGUGGGCGGCCUCACCAGCGCAUUACUGCUCAUCACGAACAGCGCGCGUUCCCAUGCCGUUCUGGGCGCACUGAAUGGUCUUGCCCAAACUCUCAGCGCUGGUGGGCGUGCAAUCGGGCCAUUCAUUAGUGGUGCUCUCUUUACUGCUGCCACUCACGUGCAGCCGAAAGGAGAGGCAAUGGCCUUCGGCAUCUUUGGAGGUAUUUCGUUCAUCGGAUUCCUCAUGAGCUGGGGCAUUCGCAGCGCGAAAUUAGAGGCAGAGGGUUGGGACGAGAGCACGAGUGACGAAGAAGAUGAUGUUGAAAGUGAUGCCGAAUCUUCGCCUGAAAGACGGCGAUAGUACAUGUAUGGAUGCAUUGAUUUGAAACACUAUUAGCGAGGAGUUGGCAAGGUGUGUGUAUAGAGCAUGAGGAAUCGACAGACUUGUCCACUAGGUAGGUAUUGAUAGACAUGUGAAAAAAACGA